Molecule: messenger RNA, 654 nt
Organism: Torulaspora delbrueckii
Lineage: Eukaryota; Fungi; Ascomycota; Saccharomycetes; Saccharomycetales; Saccharomycetaceae
Product: putative haloacid dehalogenase-like hydrolase
Exons: 1
Coding region: 1-654 (217 amino acids)
Source: RefSeq, a predicted model, not a curated record
AUGAAAAAUUACUUGUCACUAACAACAUCAAAGAUGCUGAAAGGAUUCAAGGCCAUUGUAUUCGAUAUGGAUGGCACCCUGUGCCUACCACAACCGUGGAUGUUCCCCGCAAUGCGCCAGGCAGUCGGGCUCACAGACCCCUCGAGGGACAUCUUAGAGUAUAUCGGCUCAUUAUCACCUGCACAGCAGCGGAAAGCGCUGCGCGCAGUGGAACAGGUCGAACACAAGGCGAUGGUCCAGAUGGAACCGCAACCAGGACUACAACAAGUGUUAAAGUGGCUUACACACGCACGCAUUAGCAAGAAUGUAUGCACACGUAACUUGCGAGCACCUUUCGACCACUUGAUCGCGUCGUUUGUCCCCGCUCAGUACAGUCAAUUUGAUCACAUAUUGACUCGCGAGUUCUGCCCAACGAAACCUUUCGCAGGCCCUCUCUUGCAUAUCGCCAAGCAACUCAACCUAGACCCCCGCAGCAUCGUUAUGGUGGGUGACUCCCUCGACGAUAUGCUGAGUGGUCGCUCCGCAGGCUGUCGCACCGUGCUGAUCGUGAACGAGCACAAUCGCUCGUUGUUGCAGUCGCAUCGCGACUUGGUGGACUGUACUGUCAGUGACCUGAGCGAGCUGGCGGUGUUGCUUGCCCGUUGCACCGCUUAG